AUGCGGGAGGUGAGGUCGAAGCCCAACGUCAUUCAGCUACAACACUGGGAUCAGCGCGUGCGCGAAGGGCGAGCAGUGGGAGCGGGCUUUGGCGUUGCUCAGCGAGAUAUGGCAGACGAAGCUGGAGCCCGACGCGCGCUCGUCAGCUACGCCGCUGGCAUCAGCGCGUGCGAGAAGGGCGAUCAGUGGCAGCGCGCCGGAGCGCUGCUCAGCGAGAUGCGAGAGGCACAGCUGGAGCCCGACGUCAUUCGGGCCGGACGACAGGGGGGAUUGGGAAAGGGGGGGGCACGAAAUCUGCUGCAUGCAGCUGGUUUCGGCCCCGCCGCCGGGCCCGUUCCUCGAUACAUGGGCGCCUCCCGGCGCCGGGAGGCGCUGGGAGAAUCAGCUACGUGA
Molecule: messenger RNA, 393 nt
Organism: Prorocentrum cordatum
Lineage: Eukaryota; Dinophyceae; Prorocentrales; Prorocentraceae
Source: the annotation of a GenBank genome assembly